Molecule: messenger RNA, 2962 nt
Organism: Alosa alosa (allis shad)
Lineage: Eukaryota; Metazoa; Chordata; Actinopteri; Clupeiformes; Clupeidae
Gene: rad54l
Product: RAD54 like
Exons: 18
Coding region: 335-2557 (740 amino acids)
Biological process (GO): double-strand break repair via synthesis-dependent strand annealing; reciprocal meiotic recombination
Cellular component (GO): nucleus
Molecular function (GO): DNA translocase activity; ATP binding; ATP-dependent chromatin remodeler activity
Source: RefSeq, a predicted model, not a curated record
AGAUUCAACAGCGUUUUGUAAACAGAAGGCGAUGUGCUAAUCUCCUGAUAUGUUGUAUAGUUAUUCUUUGCCUCUCUCAUCGUGUAUAACGAAGAAUUGCAACGUUGUUUUGUGUUGCUGUGUUUAUGGUUAUUUUAAGAGGCAUGGUCGACUACAUAGGCAAUGUUUGUAGAGUUAACGUUAGUUAACCCAACUAACGUUAGCUAAUUUAUGUUAAGACAAGCUUGGUAACCAGCUAGCUAACAUCCCAUUUGGACAUAAAGCUUUGCGACAAAACAUUUUAAGUUCUGUUUUUGUGUCUCGCUCAGUGUGUCUCAGUUCAUAAUCAGAGAAUAUGAGAAGAAGCUUAGCACCAAGUCAAGUUGCCAAAAGAAGAAGUGGUGAUUCCGACGACGACGAGGACUGGAAUCCUGAACAGACAAGGAAGAGAAGAAAGGGAGAUCCGGACUGCCGAGAGAACUUAAUCUCCCCAUACAGAAAACCUCUCACACAGUUAACCAAUCGACCAGUAUGUGUGGACAGCGGUCAGCACGAGGCCUUUAUUCGCAGCAUCCUUUCAAGGCCAUUCAAAAUUCCCAUAGCCAACUACACAGGUGCACUGGGAAUACGAGCUCUGGGCCUGAAGCGGGCUGGGGUCAGGAAGGCUCUUCAUGACCCAUUUGAGGUGGACGCACUGGUUCUUUAUGAGCCACCGGUUCUGAGUGCCCAUGACAUGAUCAAAGCUGACAAAGACAAACUUCCUGUUCACGUUGUUGUGGAUCCAGUGCUUGGCAAAGUACUGAGGCCUCAUCAGCGAGAGGGUGUAAAGUUCCUUUGGGACUGCGUGACAGGGAGACGUAUCCCUGACUCAUUUGGCUGCAUCAUGGCGGAUGAGAUGGGUCUGGGCAAGACUCUGCAGUGCAUCACCCUCUUGUGGACACUGCUGCGUCAGAGCCCAGACUGUAAACCAGAGAUAGACAAGGCCAUCGUGGUCUCUCCCUCUAGCUUGGUGCGCAACUGGUACAAUGAAGUCGGCAAAUGGCUGGGAGGACGUGUUCAGCCGCUGGCUAUUGAUGGCGGCUCAAAAGAUGAGAUUGAUCGCAAACUAGAGCGCUUCAAUGCACAGCAUGGCUUGAGGGUGCCUUCUCCGAUCCUUAUCAUUUCAUAUGAAACGUUCCGUCUGCACGCUGCAGUCCUGCACAAGGGAAAAGUCGGCCUGGUCAUAUGCGAUGAGGGUCACCGACUGAAGAACUCAGACAACCAGACCUACCAGGCACUGAAUGCCAUGAAUUCCCAGAGACGAGUGCUCAUAUCUGGCACUCCCAUUCAGAACGACCUGCUAGAAUAUUUCAGCCUGGUGCACUUUGUCAAUGCCGGAAUCCUUGGCACUGCGCAGGAAUUUAAGAAGCGCUUUGAGCUUCCCAUCCUGAAGGGUCGUGAUGCAGACGCCAGCGAUAAGGAUAGGGCCACUGGAGAGGAGAAACUCAAAGAGCUUAUUAGCAUUGUGAACAGAUGCCUGAUUAGAAGGACUUCAGACAUACUCUCCAAAUAUCUCCCAGUGAAGAUAGAGCAGGUUGUCUGUUGCAGACUCACCCCUCUGCAGAGUGAGCUGUACAAGCGCUUCCUGCGGCAGGCCAAGCCUGUGGAAAGCCUUCAGGGGGGCAAGAUCAGUGUCUCCUCCCUCUCCUCCAUCACCUCGCUCAAGAAACUCUGCAACCAUCCUUCUCUCAUCUAUGACAAGUGUGUGGAGGGAGAGGAGGGCUUUGAGGGGGCCCUGGAUCUCUUCCCAUCUGGCUACAGCACAAAGGCUGUGGAGCCGCAGCUCUCUGGGAAAAUGCUGGUGCUGGAUUACAUACUUGCGAUGACAAAAAGUACAACAAGCGAUAAAGUGGUACUGGUCUCCAACUACACCCAAACUCUGGACCUUUUCGAGAAGUUAUGUCGAACUCGAAGAUACCUCUAUGUUCGCCUGGACGGAACCAUGUCUAUCAAGAAACGGGCAAAGAUAGUGGAGAGGUUCAACAGUCCUUCUAAUCCCGAGUUCAUCUUCAUGCUGAGCAGCAAGGCAGGAGGAUGUGGCCUCAAUCUGAUUGGAGCCAACCGGCUGGUGAUGUUCGACCCCGACUGGAAUCCAGCCAAUGACGAACAGGCCAUGGCCCGUGUGUGGAGGGAUGGGCAGAAGAAGACCUGCUUCAUCUACAGGCUGCUUUCCACGGGUACUAUUGAGGAGAAGAUCCUGCAGAGGCAGGCCCAUAAGAAGGCCCUUAGCAGCUGUGUGGUGGACGAGGAGCAGGACGUGGAGAGACACUUCUCCCUUGGAGAGCUGCGAGAGCUCUUUUCCCUCAACGAGGAGACCACCAGCGACACGCAUGACCGGUUCCGCUGCAAGCGCUGCGUAAACGGGCGCCAGGUGCGGCCUCCCCCGGAGGACGCAGACUGCACUAGUGACCUGUCCCUCUGGCAGCACUGCUCGGACAAGAGGGGCCUGAAGGACUCGAUGCUCUCGGCCGCCUGGGACGCGGCCGUCUCCUUCGCCUUCCACCAGCGCUCUCACGAGGACCAAAGAGGAGUGGUGUGACCCACUUACUGUGAGACAAAGAGGUUAAACCACAAACCCCAAUUCUCUCUGAAAGGAAUCUGUAAACUCCUAUCGACUGCUGUUGGAGAGACACUAUGUGCAUUAUGGGUAAUGCGGUUGUUUAGGGGAAGCAGGGCCAUGCCUCAGCCAGAACAAAAGUGGAUUACUUAUACCAACCUCAGUAUGUAUAAAUUCCAAACCACAAAUAUUUCCGAGGCUGCUGGCGCCCCAGAAAUUGACUUGAGGUUUUGACAUGUACUUAAGUUACUUGUUUUGCGCUUGUACAUUCGUUUUUUUUAUUUUUAUUAUUUGUGCUGUUUUCCAUUGAAUUUUUUGUGUAUUUAUUGUGUGAAUGCUCAGCAUUCAUGUGUCUUUUUCUGUAAAUAUUUCAUUGUUAAAUGCAUA